AUGCUGACCCCACUGGCGCGGGUGGAGCUGGAGGGGGCGGUGGAGGUGGCGGUGGAGGCGGCAGAGGGAGUGGGGGUGGCGGUGGGAGUAGUGGCGGAGGCGGAGGUGGUGGUGGCAGCGGCGGAGGAGGCCGCGGUGGCGGCGGCAGCGGUGGGAGUGGAGGCGGCGGUGGUGGCGGAGGUGGAGGCGGCGGUGGCGGAGGGGGUGGAGCUGGUCGGGGUGGUGCCCCGCAGCGGAGCGACUCUGGUAGUGGUAGCUGCGUCGGGUUGA
Messenger RNA from Closterium sp. NIES-65, 270 nucleotides. Lineage: Eukaryota; Viridiplantae; Streptophyta; Zygnematophyceae; Desmidiales; Closteriaceae. The record is from the annotation of a GenBank genome assembly.